GAAAUGGCAACCCACUCCAGUGUUCUUGCCUGGAGAAUCCCAGGGACAGAGGAGCCUGGUGGGCUGCCGUCUAUGGGGUCGCACAGAGUUGGACAUGACUGAAGCGACUCAGCAGCAGCAGUUGCAGCAAUGUAUGGAAAGUUCCAGUACACCCUUCAUUAGUUUCCCCAAUGUUAACAUUUCAUGUAACCUUGAUUCAGUUGUUAAAGUAAUAUUGGCACUGCUAAUAAUAACUAAUAUUUAUAUAAUAUAUUUAAUAUAUAGUUAUAUAUAUAUAAUUAAUAACCACUAAUAACUAAUAUUUAGUUAAUAUUAGUAAUAUUAACUAAAAGCUUCACUAGGACUUUACCAGUUUUUCCACUAAUGCCUUUUUGCUAUUAUAGGAUCCUAUCCAUGAUACCACCUUGCGCUUAGAAUAUACUUUUUAAAAAUUUUGAGCCAUUUGACAGUAAGUUGCAGAAACCGUGAUAAUUCAUUUUUCAAUACUUUAGCAUGAACCCCUAAGAACUAGGACAUUCUCCUGUAUAAAACACAAUAUACACAUAUCUUGCCCAAGAAAUGUAACAUUGGACAUAUAUUUUAUAUGCACAGUAUAGUUUAGCAAUAUUAGGUAAUAAGUAUUCCUAAUACAUGAAGUAAUAAAAUUUCCAAAAUACCUCAUCAAUAAAUUUUUUUCAGGAUCUAUUCAGAGAUUAAGCAUUACAUUUUGUGUUCAUGUCUCUUGAUCUCCUUCACACUACAGCAGUUUCUCAGCUUUUCUUUUUUAGUCUUUCAUCUCAGUAAAAUUUUUGAUGGGACUCUAUGCCAGUUGUUACUAAGUUUGCCUCACAAUCUAGAUUUGUCUGUUUUCUCCUGGUUGAAUUCAGGUUUAAGUCUUGGGCAAGAGUACUACAUGAGUGAUAUUUCCCAUUGAAUAAUGUAUUCAUGAUUGCUAGAUUCAUAUAUUGUUGGCAUAUUCCUAUUACUGAUGAUGCUAAGUUUGAUCAUUGAUUAAAGUAGCAUCUUCAGAUUUCUUAACUGAAAAAGUGAUCUUUCCCUUUUAUAAUUAAUAAAUAGCCUAUAAGGUGAUAUUUUAAAACUUAUGUGAAUAUCCUGUUUGCUGGCAGACUUUGAGGAAAUGGUAGCACUCAUGGAUAAUUUUUCUGCCAGUAACUACACUGAUAGGAGAGUUCUUAAAAUUUUACGAUUUUUUCUCCAUUUAUUAGGUAUCAUUCUUCUGUAAAGAAGAGAUUUCCCCUUUGUUCCCAGUUUUUGUCUUUCUUCAUUCUUACAAACCACUAUGGACUGGUGGAUUCUUUUUUCCUAUGUGCCAUAACCUAUUACUAUUGUGAUGCUCUGACUGCCCGGCUUUUCCUGACUUAUUACCCAAUGGGAGCCCCUUCAAGCUAGUUCCUGUGUCCUUUUGCUGUCUCCUCAUCAGUCUUGGAACAUUUCUUUGCUUACUGGUACAACAAGAAGUUUCCAGCUCACCUUGUAUUGUCCUGUCCCGAAGCAGGAAUCAGUUUUUUUCUCCUAGGAGCCCUGCUUCAUUUUAAUGGAGAAUGGUAUUAAGAAAUCAAGAUCUGGGUGUUUUGUGUGCUCAUUGCUCCUAAAUUUUUUUUUAGGCCUUUCCAGUGGACAGAGCUAAGAAAUAUAUGUAUACAUAUUUUUAAAAUCAUAAUUUUAUCUAAUGCUGCAAUUCUUCCUUGCCUUCUCCCUGAAAAUAUUUGUAUCUUCUCACAGAGUGAGAAAUCUGGUUCCCAAGAAUGUCAGUAUAUUUACUCAUUUGGUCUGUUAAUAAUUUUAAAAUUACCAAUCCAGGGCUACUAUGAAUGACAAGUUUACUAAGUAGAGUUCAAUAUGGAUUUUUUUGGAAAAAAUUUGCAGUUCUUUAUGUCCUUAAAAUGUUUCACACUAAAACAUAUAGACAAAGUUCAAAUGUUACCUGAAUGAAUUCCUUUUCAUUUGUGGUUUUAAUACAAUCAUUUGUUUCUCUUUUCAUUCAAUUUUAUGCUUUGUUUUUUUCCCUUUUUAUUUACUUUUUGAGUAAUUAAAAUACUUAACACUGUUCAAAAGUGAAAAUUACAUCCAUUCAGAAAUUUUUACUUUUUUGCACCACCUUCCCAUAUUCUGUAGCUAACCAUUUCAUUAGUUUCUAGAUUAUCUUUCCUGUGUUUCUUUAUCCAAAAGCAAGCAAAUAUUUAUUUUUAUGUACUUUACUUCUUCUUUUCUUAUUUAAAAGUAGACGUUAUAAUUGUUUUAUACCUUGCUUUUUUAGCAUUAUUUUUUGAUUACUAUAUAUGUAAGUGUUUUUCUGUUUUAGUUCAUGGAGGUCUCUUUCUUUCUUUGUCCUGCUCCUCCUCUUCCUUUGUCCCCUCUGUCCCUCCUCUUCUUUCCUUUGUGUUGUAGUGUUAUAAAGGUGUACCCUAAUUCAUUCAGCUAGUCUCUUAUGGAUGGGCGUUUAGGUUGUUUAUAAGUUUCUGAUGUUUUAUAGAAUCUGUAUAGAAUUAUAUAGUGACAAACUGUGGAUGUGUAGUUUUGUGUUUGUGGAAGUGUAUCUUAAUAAAUUUAUAGCAGUGAGCUUGUACAUUCAAGAGUAAAUGUAUAUAUAGUUUUGUUAGCAGAUAAUCUGGGCAAAACACAUUAGGCAGAGGGUACAGCGGGUGUGAAAGCUCGUAGGCAGGGGCAUGCGAUGUGUUCUAGGAAUAGAAAAGAGGCCACAUGAAGACCAGGCCUCGGGAGAACAAGUGACCUGUCCACAUCCCGUACACCAGUGGCAGAGCUGAGUUAGAGUCCUGGCCUCCGUGUCUCCAGUCCGUUGCAGCACACGUAUUAGACAAGGAAUGCAUGCAUGAGAGACGAGAAUGCGUUUGACCAGGGCCAGCAGUGUCAGGGCUGUUAGGUCAGAAGAGGGAAAAGUUUCUUGGAUUCGAGUCAGAUAAGACUUGGCAGAUGAGGUGGGACAUGAAGGGUGAUGAGGAUUGGAGUAGCAGCUAGGAGAGGUCAGAGCCGUGUUUCUAGCUUUUAGAACUAUGUGUGGAUGACUGCUUGGAGGUGAAAGUAAAUGCAUGGCUUGUUUGGGAGAUGAUGCCAGGAAUGGAAUGCUUAUCUUGGCAGAAUGUGGGAGAAAUUGGAAAUAGAUAAGUUAGCAGUAAAUUGGGCCUUAUAAUGAUUCUUGGAUUCUAGGUAGAUACUCGAAGUUGAUUUAAUUACCUCAAGAAUCAUUGUAAAUUUUUGAGAUGGGAAUAAGAUGACAUGUUCCUUCAUGUCUUUUAUAGUUUGUGGUAGUUGUGUCUGUUUUUCUCUUGAAAAAUUCAUUCACUUAGUCGUUCUAAUGACUGUUUACUAGUUAUCUGUGUGCCUGGUUCUCAAUGUUAGCUGAUACUUUGGUAUGCUGUUUUCUCUUAGUUUCUUCACAUUUGUCUUAGAGAAUACUCAGUUGCCACCCAAGAUUUCUAGCAUCAAUUAAGUUUUCUAAUUGCUCACUGCUCUCCUUAGAACUUAAUUGGUUUUAAGGUAGGGAGGAAAAACCCUGCACACUUGAAAAACAAACAGGAUAGGACAUGAUCCUUGCUCCUAAGUAAGGGCUUGAGGAAUGUGACAAAGGAGUACUUAAUGUCUUUUCACUUUGGAGAAGUAAGUGGUAGUUUGUUGUAUCCCUUGUUUUCCUUAUACUGGAGUUAGGUCUAGAACUGUGCUGUCCAAUCAUGUAUCUAUAGAGGACUUGAAAUGUGAGUAAUCUGAAUUGAGCCGCGAGGUAGAAGCCUAGAAUACACUUCAGAUUUCAAAGACUUACUGUGACAAAGAGAACAUAGAAUACCUCAAUAACAAUUUUCUUUUAUGUUGAUUAUGUGCUGAAAUAAUAUUUUGAAUAAAUUGGAUUAAAUAUAUUAAUAUCAUUGAUUUUGCUUUACUUUUUAAAAAACGGCUACCAGGAAAUUUUAAAUUGCAUAUAUGACUUGCAUUUUAUUUCUGUUGGACAGCAUGGUCUGUAGAUAAUGAGGUUUAGGUUAAACAUUACUUCCUGUUGUCCCAGUCUUAGUGAUGCUAAAUUUUAUAAUUUCUUCAACCCUUCAUUUUAAAGAUACAUUUUGAUUUUGAUCACUUGCAGAACUUUCCAUUAUAAAGGUAUAUAUUUUUUAAAUCACUUUCAGAAUUUUUGUUGUAAAGAUACAUUAAAAAAAACAACAGCAACACUUUAUAAAACUUUCCAUUGUAAAGAUACAUUUUGAGUAUUUCUCCAGAGUUAAGAUCGGAUUUCUUUUACAAAUGCAAAUCUGUAGAGUGAUGAUUUGGCAUCUUGGGAAUGUCCUAUUCUCAAUUUUUUGUCUCAUGGUUUUAUUACCCCAAUCCUUUCCUGAAUAAAUUAUGUUGGAGACUGUGAAAAAUAGUGAUUUUUUAAUGCCAAAAUAUUACCAAACCAAACUUGGAUUUGCUUGUCUGCUGUGCAGCAAAGCCAAUUUACUGACACUGGGUGUGGUGAAGGGAAGUAAAGCAUUUAUUUGUGGGGUGCCAGGCAGGGUUAAUGGGCUUCCCUGGUGGCUCAGAUGCUACAGAAUGUGUCUGCAGUGCAGGAGACCCAGGUUCGACCCCUGAGUCGGGAGGAUCCCCUGGAGAAAAGAUUGGCAACCCACUCCAGUAUUCUUGCCUAGAGAAUCCCAUGGACAGAGGAGACUGGUGGGCUACAGUCCAUGGGGUCACAAAGAGUCAGAUGCGACCGAGUGAUUAACACACAAGCAGGGGUAAUGAAUGGGCAGCUUGUGCUCAAAAGACUGCAACUCUCUGAUGGCUUUUAAGUAAGAGUUUUUAAAGACAACAUUUGGGGUGAGGGUUGUAGCUACUUCACUUUCCUCUGAUUGGUUGAUGGCGAAAUAACAGGCUAAUGUUUUGGGAAUCUUAAUCAUCAGCUUCUCGUUCCAGCUAGUUUCAGGUUUCUGUGCUUAUGGUUAGCAGAUAAUCACCAUCUUCUACCAGGCUGGGGACGGUGUCGGGGGGGUGGCUUAGUUUCUGCAGAAAAACUCGAAGAUAUGCAUCAGAUUGUUAGGUAUAUCCUUUGAGGAGCUAAGACUCUGUUUUCUCACUGAACUGUUUGCUUUUCCUUUGUUUUUGCAUUCCCUCACUUCCCUAAUUAGUAAUUGCCUUAGUCUACUUAGUGGGAAGGCCUUCGAGGCUAAAGGCAUUUUCUGCAAAUAAAGAACAGGGAACAUGGAGGGAUUUCUGUACCUGAGAGGCCCCUGCAAUAUCCUGCUCAAUAUCAGUCCCCCCUUUUCUUUGAUACUCCUUAAUCCUGAGGGGAAGAGGGGCUGAACAAGAAAAAAAAGGCUUUUUCAUAGCGUGGUAAGUCAUGAACUGAGCAAGGGAACUCUGUUUUAGGGGAUUGGGUUUCAGCUAUCAUUUCUUUUCCGUAAAUAGUUGUCAUUCUUCUAUAAAGAAGAACGUUCUUUUUUCUUCUUUCUCUUUUUCAUUUAUUUUUUAGGUGAAAGAGCUGUGUGGCAUUUGGAUUGGUCACUUUAUUCGACAAAUGCUGUGUGUGCUCAAUCGCUCAGUCGUGUCCAACUCUUUGCAACCCCAUGAACUGCAGCCCGCCAGGCUCCUCUGUCCAUGGGGAUUCUCCAGGCAAGAAUAUUGGAGUUGGUUGCCAUGCCCUUCUCCAGGGAAUCUUUCCAGCCCAGCGAUCCGAGCCCAGAUCUUCCACACUGUAGGCAGAUUCUUUACCAACUGAGCCACCAGGGAAGCCCUGUACAACAGAUGUUUGAUGAGAGAAGCUGGGACAAAUGAAAUUUUAAAAUAUGGAAUUAGCUUAUGUUGCUCAUUCUUCACAGGAAUCUUAUUCUAAUGUUUCUGCAACACUAGUACUCACUUCUUAAUUUCUGUUAUUCUUAUAACCUUGAAUUUUCAUAGAUAGCACAUUUAUUCAGCAAAUUAUAGACUGCUUAUUAAUAUCGUUUCAGACAUGUGUUAAGCACUUGAAAUAGAGUGGUGAGCAACGUGGCUGUCCUUCAUGUAGGAUUCAUCCUUACAGUUAACAAGACAAUGAGAGCCACCCGGACCUAGUGAAUGAAGGUAGUCAUGAAGCUAUAUCUGAAGGAUCUGAUUGGGAGGGAUUACAUAGGCUUUUGCUAACAACCAUGUUCAUGUAAAUGCUUUGAAGUUCAGAACCCUAAACAGUCAUUCUUCAUGGUUCUGAUGAGAAGAAUGUACAGUGUAGUUGGCUCCUGGUGUCUUUCUAGUGUAACACUGAAUUGUGAUUGCAGACCUUUCCCCUCACUGUGCAAUUUUCUUGAAUUUUUCUUCUCUAGGAACAUUUUUCUAGUGUUUCUGGUGUCCAUGUCUCUGCAAGGUAUGCUUCAGAGGCUCCUAAGACUCUGAAGAUGGAGAGCAGUAGGGAGGCAAUCACCAGCCAAGCCCUGCCUUGUUCACUAGAUUCCAUUUGGGCCAUGUAGGGAAGAGGCAAUACCAUUCUCCUGCUGUAAUCAAAGAAGUCCAUGGAAGAGUAAGAGACUUCUAGAAAUUGUGAAAAUCCUUAGAGGCUUGGAACAACUUAGCAUAGCUUAAACUUUAGAAAACCAUCUUUUAUGAGGUGGUUUCAAGCAUGAUCUCUGGGCUUAAAUACUUUCUGUCUCUGGUCUCUGCCUCUGGGACUCGUGUCUUCUUGCUGAAUUGGACCAGCAGCCUUGGGGAUGAUGAUGAUGAGAGGCCCCUCCCUAUCGCUUCUCAGCUACAAGGCAUGGCUGAAAUCUGUAACCUCUGAGUCCCCUAAGGAAAGGACAAAUGAUGCUUAGCUAGAUAAAUGUUUGCUAGAGUUAUCUCUUCAAGGGAUUUUUCCACCAAAGAGAAGUUUUAUUUUUAUUUAACUUACACUAUAUCUUCAGCAGGAUCUCCUUUCAUGUUAGUAAGAUGGCCUUGCCCACAGUUAGGUGUGUACCUGUCUUUAAAGAAAUAAGAUACCUGUCAGUUACACUGCUAUGACCUCAGGUUCCAGAAUAUCAAGGCAACAUUCUUUAGGUGUUUCAUUUUGGAUUGAACCUAAGUUUAGAAUCAGUCAGCUUAUUGUUGAAGGGAAAAAGGAUAUCCCAAGUGACAAGAAAAUACCUAUUAACUAUGGAUUGGUUUGGAAAUUACUUCUCUAAGUUUCCUGAGGAUGUUUCCUUUUUCAACACACAUGCACCUCUGCUGCUUUCACUCAUAUCAUCUGAAGAUGAACAACAUUUUAUCUCCAACUUAAGGAGCCGUGCACCAGCCCAGGCUGUGGUGAGGCAGCCUGUCCGGGGAGCCAGCGGCAGGACGGCAAUCACAGCCAUUGUGCGGACUGGUGGGGACUGGAACACCGGCCUCUUCAGUGUCUGCAGAGAUAAGAGGAUCUGUUUCUGUGGUCUCUUUUGUCCCCUGUGUCUUGAGUGUGACAUCGCCAGGCAUUAUGGAGAGUGUUUUUGUUGGCCACUGUUACCUGGGUCCACCUUUGCACUGAGAAUUGGCACCAGAGAGAGACAUAAAAUACAGGGCACCCUGUGUGAGGACUGGCUGGCGGUGUACUGCUGCUGGCCUUGCUCCAUCUGCCAGGUGGCCCGGGAACUCAAGGUGAGGACCUCCCAACUCUAUGAAAUCUAUACGGCCCCUUUAACCAAAGAAACUUUUAUUUGAUAGAGCAAGAAAACUCCUCCUUCCUCACUUCCCCACACCCUCCUCUUAAAUCCCUCUUGGUGGAGAGAUUGUUCUUAAGUUUUCACUGAAGUAGUACAAAAAUAAAUGGUUUCCCACUACUGUGUUUACUGUUGUCCUUUCUUCACACAACCCCUGAUGAAGACACUUACUUGUCUGAAGUUGCUGUCCCAGCUCAGCCAUGUUAGGCAGGUUAGAGAGGUAAGCUUUGUGUCCUCCACACCCUGCCUGG
Cervus elaphus (red deer) is the source of this 7870-nucleotide messenger RNA. It is a transcript of the gene PLAC8L1, whose product is annotated as PLAC8 like 1. The record is from RefSeq and is a predicted model, not a curated record. The transcript has 4 exons. NCBI's taxonomy places the organism in Eukaryota, Metazoa, Chordata, Mammalia, Artiodactyla, Cervidae. Bases 7081 to 7620 code for a protein of 179 amino acids.